AGAGAAAGAGAGGCAGUGCGAGAGAGACAAUCCAGCAUUCUCAACUCAUACUGAUAGAAGACAAACUGCAGAGCCUCUGCUGCACUCUUUCCACACUGUUAUGUGGAAGUACUUCUAAAAACCCGAUAUUAUUUUGCCCCCCUCCUCCCCCACACCCCUGAGGACAUUUUUGUUUCUUUAUCAAAUAAAUUGGGAUAUUCUGUGUGACAUGUUGCCCUCAUUUCCGCGAGAAUCGUGGCUUUCCUCUGAGUGCUCUUUGAACGUGCAGUGCUCUGGCUGUUCCCUGAUAAAGGUUGUUGGGGUUCUUCACAAGGAAUGACUGAGUGCUGAGGAACCAGGAUUGUGUGGGACACUUGUAAAGAACCAUCAAGAAGCAAAAGAGAGAAAACUACUCAAGAAAACAUAAAGGAAAAAGAGAAAAGCUUGGAACAAACAAAUAAAGAUAAAACACUUGUUGGGUGCAAAAUGGAUCGCCCUCCAUUUAGGGGUUUAUCUGAUGUGCCCUGAUAUUGGUCAACCUUGCAACUCAGCCCCUACCUUGGUGGCCCUGGCAGAAGAAUGGAUCCAGUACUUCCUUUUCGGAUGGACCCUGAAGGCCUGGAUCUUCAACAGGUCCCUGUAUUAUCCAUUGACCAGAUCCAUGCUAUAAGGGCUAGUAAUGAUUACGUAGAGCGCCCAGUGGCACUGGAGCCUGCCUCUCAGGUUGGCAUCUUCUAUGCACAUGAUGAACGACAUUCUCAGAUGUCUCGUAGUCAAAGUCAGCAUCAACAUUCCCACUUGGCCCACUUGAGCCGCUCCAGUACCGUCAGCUCGAUGUCCCGUGGCAGUGCUGCCUCAGAUCAGAGACUUCUCAUGGGACUAACACCAUCCCAUUCUGGUCUGGCCACUGUGGUUAGGUCCCAGCCCAAAGGUGACUUGAAACCAGACUCGCUAGGCAAAGGACUGGCUGAUGGCGAGGACUUAGGACUGCACCUCUUCAUCUGUGAAUGCUGUGGUCGCUGCAAGUGCCAGGAGUGCUGUGCCCCACGAAGUUUGCCCUCAUGCUGGACCUGUGGCCAGCGUUGCUUGUGCUCGGCCGAAAACGUCCUGGAAUAUGGCACUUGCCUGUGCUGUGUCAAAGGUCUGUUCUACCACUGCUCAGCAGAUAAAGAGGACAACUGCGUUGACCGGCCCUGCUCCUGCGCCCCAGCUCACGCCUGCUCUCGUUGGAGCGCCAUGGCCUUUUUGGCUCUCUGCCUGCCCUGCCUGUGCUGCUACCCCCCUGCCAAGCUGUGCCUCACCCUGUGCCAGCGUGGCUAUGAUCGCGCCAAUCGUCCUGGCUGUCGAUGCAGCAACACCAACACUGUGUGCCGCAAGAUCUCUGCCACCAAUCCUGUGCCCUUUCGCAAAACCCUGGAGAAGCCUGUAUGACAGCUUGGAUGAGCCUCUUGUAUUCCUUCUUGAAGUACUCAAUGAACUGACCUUCUCUAAACCAAUCAGGCCUCCCUGCAUCAUGUCCAUCCUUAUGCACCCUCUUUCCCCUUUUUAGUAAACCUUUGUCUAUUUAUUUAUUUAUUUAUUAGAUUUUCCUAGAUAGGGUUGGGUAAUGCGGACCAUAUGUAACACGUACAGGGAGUAAGCUAUCCGGAAAUGCAAAGGCUGUAUUGGAUAAAUGGAUCAUCUACAGGCUUGGAUGGCAUUGUUAAAGUUAGUCUUGAAUCUUCAACCUUGGACAAACUGUUGGCAAGCUGGCUCACUUUAGAUUCUACAUGGAUAAAGGGGUGCUGGUUAGGGAGAAACAAGAGCCUAACCAAAAAUUCUGACAGUAUAAGCCAAUUCUGUUUGACACCAAAAAAUGGGACCAUUUGAAAUUAGAAUAUUAAGCUCACCUAAGAGGGAUGUGUUGUAAGAGAGGCAGUCAAAAGAGACACUGUGUGUUCAUGAGACUGUGUAAGGAGAGACGAAGGUAAAAUGUGUGUAUGUGUGUGCAUGUAUGUAUGUCUGUGUGUGCAGUCUCAGGCCAGUGUCUGCAGUCAGCAAAAGCCUCUCCUUUUAUUUUUAGAGGAGCUGCUCUAAAAAGAUAAAGGGUCUGGUCAGGUUUCCAGCUCAGGGUAGCCUGACGCCAACUUCUCCCAACUGUUCUUACAUCCUCAACUCUUCUUUCUCUGCUGCGCAUUGUUUUUUCCAACUGCUGAUAGGAUCCUUGAUCUUUUAUGCAUCCAACCACGCUGUGGGACCAAACAUCACAAGUGACUGUCUGUCCACCUUGACAGUGCUCUCAGGAUGAGAUACAAGCCAUUGCUUAGAGAGCUCUUGGACAGAUUGGCCAGAAAAACCAGUAGGAUCAUGUCAACACAGAAUAUGAAUGGUUUUCUAUAAGCUAAGCAUUAAGUUAAUAUGAAACCCUCAGCCCUGAGAAGUAUCAGUAAAAUAAAGCCAUUGGGGGUCCUCUUAUUCUGCCAUACAUGGGCCAUGAGCAUCUCUAAGGACUUUAACCUCUCCUAACUGGCUCCAAGAGCUUCUCUUAUCAGCCCUGAAUGAUCCACAGGAAGUGAGGUAAAAGGAGACUAUUGUGUCAGCUGACAGGAAGAUGGGAUUGUACUGAGACAAGGGCUUAGACACCUGACCAGAACUGGACUGGCAUCCAAACAGGGAUGUAUUAUGAAUGAAAUCUGUUUCAAGUGUGUGUUCCUCCCCAAUAAUGCACAUCCUUGUGAGUUCCUUUGCUAUAUUUUUGUAUAUACAUAGAAUUGUUACUGUAUUUGUAUUUUUAUUCCAUUUGGUUUAAUCUGGUUAUUAUUAUUACCAUUAUUUUCUAUUACUGUUGGACAUUAACCUUGUCAGAGGCCUGGCUAAUUCUUAAGACUAACAAAAAGGCUGAUUUUGUAUUGUGGAGGAGAGGUCCCUUGAGGGUAACACUUGUUUUGCAAAAUCUUAAUAUUCUUGAUUUUGGUUGCACCUUUUCAAGCCCUUAUCACAAAUUGUUUUUGCUCUAAAACCUAAAGCAAUUCAUUACACUUAUUUCCACAUACAACAGAGCAUUGCAAAACACAAGAGAUGUUACACUAUGAGCAAAAUUUCAAUGUGCAAAACAGCUCAGAAUUGAAUGUUGAAAACGUUUUUCUUUAUUCAGACAAAAUGUAAACAGCCAGAAAAGUAUUUUUCACAAAUGUACAGUAUAAGACAAAAGAUCUUAAGUAGCCAAUUUCUGUCUAGUUUAGGGAUAGUUGCAGAACCUAGACAUAUUGUCUAUACUUUUGCUGGCAUGACAGCAGAGAAAACAUGCAUCAAUAUCAAAAUCAGUUGUAAGCUUUAAAAGAAAAUGACGACAGCCCUGUACAGUGUGAAAUAGUGAGAGGGGACCUCUCCUCCACAGUUGCAUCCCAAAAGAAUGGUUCCUCUGGAGAGGCUAUGAUAUGGGUAUAAAUUUCAAUGUGAAGGUACAUGCAAUUUACAGGAAUGCCUAACUGGUGCUGUCCACAUUCUCUUUAAGUUAACCACUAAACAUUCACCAUGUUGUAUUAAUAAGUAAUAUUGCUUUGGUACAUUUGGCAUCUUGUAAGUUGUAAAAGAAUUAAAGAAUAUAUAUAUAUAUAUAUAUAUAUAUAUAUAUAUAUAUAUAUAUAUAUAUAUAUAUAUAUACAGUAUAUAUAAAUCUAUACAAAUGAAUAUAUUAUAUAUAUAUAUAAAAAAUAUAUAUACAUUUUACACUUUUUGUUGUUGCUGAUAUUAUCGUAAAGCCACAGAUAUUUAUUUAAAUGGUUGCAAGGAAAGCUAUGUAUUUAUUUUUGGUGAAUGAUGAAAAGAAAUUAAAUGAAAGAUCCAUGUGAUGAUUUAAGCUUUUUUUCACAGUAGAGUGGAGGUUGUGGCCAUAAGGCCAAGGAUAAUAAAUAAAAUUUUUCAAAUAGCCUGGUUGUACACGACUUUCUUACAUCUGUGAUCAUGAGUAAAUAAUCUUUCAGUCAUGACAACUCUCUGAAUAAAUUUAAGGUGUUAUAAUAGUUGUGACAUGUUGGUAGGUUUGGUCUUAAUGGAUCUGCUUACGCAGCUGCUGCAGAGCAAGUACGAAAACUUGCUACUGCUAGAAAAUACACAGAGAUGCUGCAACAAGCAUGUAAGGCUUGCUGCUGCACAAUUAGACAUACAUACAAUACAACUGAUUUAGACAAGUGGUGCUGGGGAGGAGGAGGGUUUCAGAGAAAACUCUUGUAACACGCUGCAGUGAAACCGGCUAACAAGCAAACAAAAGAGGCAAUUUCAAUACUAGACAAAGAUAGAGUUUGUAAGUUGAUACAUGUCAAAGGACAUAUCAACUUGGAUGAUAGAGUAUGCAAGUUGAUUGGCUAGAAGAUUACAUGUUAAAAGGACCUAUCAGCUUGCAUAUUUAUGUAUUUUGACUCUGAUGCAUAGUCGAGAUGUUUAGGGAAAGUUAAAUCUACCUUUUGCUUUACUUAGCUAUGCAAGACUUUGAAAGUACCUUCGAUGCCCACGUACCUUCGAUGCCCACAGCUACAAAUAAAUUCAAAUACAGAAUCUAUGUGGUCACAGCAUUAUGUGGCUGAAUAUGGAGUUCUGUGGCAUAGGACAUUAGUGCAAGAAUCACUUUUAGUCUGAUUAAGUUAUUAUGUGUGUAAGUGGUCUAUUUAGAAGAAAAUGCCCUGAAAUAGUGAACUUGUGUGUGUGGGUACAUCUUGGUUUCCUUGCAGGGGGGUGUUCCGGUCUUCGUCCGUUUCUUUACUCCACUCCCAGCACUUUUGCCUGUUUGCCUCAAAAAUAAGCAAUCAAGGCCAGCUCGUACUAAUGGCCUUGGAAAAGGGUGACUAGAGAUUUGUGUGUGUGUUUGUGAGUAGUGUUUGUUCAGCAUUUAGGAGUGUGAAAGUGUGUGUAAAAGAUGUGUGUAUGGACCAAAUUUUGUGUCAUUCAUCAAAAAGCAGUUAAAACAGAGUGCAAAGUAUAUAUAACAAGCACUACACAACCACACCCCAUUUUUCCAAAGCUUCAGAAGCAUUAGGCCUGUACCCCAACAUCUCAGUACCCACCCUCUCUCUCGGUUUUGUCUAUACAUGUGGACACUGCAUGAAAAAUACAGAUCCAGUCCUAAUGCAAACAGUUUUACAUCCACUUGUGUGUGCAUACAUUCAGACAUUCGUACUUCGGUCUCCUGCUUUUAGAAUUUCUUUUUUGUGUGUGUGUGUGUGUGUGUGUGUGUGUGUGUGUGUGUGUGUGUGUACUCAAACAGAGUUUGAGUGCAAUUACUGAGAGUUCACCAAGAGGCCUGAUGGGAUAAUAGCAGUAUACACCAAUGUCAAAAGUCAGAAAAGUCUUUGUUACCCAAGUAGAAACUUACUCUUAGGGAUGCUCCUUGCUUUCUUAACCUUUAACCUAGCAAAUAAUGAGCAAGUAGGGAUGGGGUUGGUUGAUCUUCUACCAUCCUGACCCCAUGCCCCCGUAACCAGCAAAUCCCCCUAUGUGGCCCUUGUCCAGCGGGGACAGGCAGUGUGGAGAAAAAUCCGGGGGUCAGGCUCAGAGCUGCAGUGUGAGGGAUGGAGCUAUAGAGGCUGUCAGUCAGAGCUCCAUGCACAUGUCAAUCAGAGUGCAGCGGGGUGUGAAAAUGAACCUUUUCUAAGCCGCCUAAUCCAAAUGUAAAAACGCUCUACUUAAAAGCUGCAGCAUUAGAGCUUACAAAUCACUUACAUAAUUGAGCAAUAUCAAUGCUCAAUGCUGAGAACUUUUAUUUACAAUAAAGUUGUAAACGUUAACAUUAGAUAACCUGAACACAAUAGUUAAAAUGAACAAUACUUUUGAAGCAAUCUUUAAAAUUAAUCUUGGUUUAAAAUUAUACAUUUAUUAGACAAGAGCAUGCAGUGAGAAUGCUUUUUGUACUUACGCCGGGUUCACACAUCCUCCAUGAGCGAGGCAUGAGCGGCUUGUUUUCGUUUCGGCACCCAUAUUAACAGAUGACACCGUUUACACUGCAAGUGUGAGUCGUGAGGUGACGCAUCCCAGAAGUGUCCCAGACGUGGCAGUGAGCGGAUAGUUUCAGUAUUGAGCCUAUUUUUGCCAAGUGGCUCACACCGAAUUCAGCGGCUCUGUGUGCAGUACAACACUAAAAUAAUCAAGAGAUUAUUGAAAAGACACAAAAGCAAAUCAAAAUUAUUCAAACUGAACCAACAGUACACUACAAUUAAUAUGUCUGCAUGCAAGUAAACUCAAUAAAAUAACUUAAUAAAGGAACGAAUUACUAAACUGCCAGACUUUUUGCCAUUCCGUGUAUAUAUGUGUACAGUUUAGACACAACAUUAAACACAACCAAGUGUGCUGAUAAAGAUGAAGUGCACGUGACUGCCCGCUGUUGUCUUUGAAGCAGCAAUAACCUCAUCUUAUUAUGACCUUAUUAAAGAAUAAAUUUGGCAUAGGGCCCCAUAGAUAACUUUAUUUUCUGUGCAGAGGCGCUGCUGUUUCUCGCAGAAGAGAUGCGGGCAAUGUGAACGUCCAAUGCGACCGUCCGCUCGCGCCUCGCGAGUCGUGAGCAAAGCGUUGAGUUUGGGCUUUCACAUUGGCCGCAUCUCUUUUCUGGGUUCCUACGGCAACGGCGGACAGUCA
Messenger RNA from Myxocyprinus asiaticus (Chinese sucker), 6582 nucleotides. Its product is annotated as protein sprouty homolog 2-like. The record is from RefSeq and is a predicted model, not a curated record. The coding region runs from base 559 to 1410 and encodes 283 amino acids. Gene Ontology annotation, cellular component: membrane; cytosol. Gene Ontology annotation, biological process: negative regulation of fibroblast growth factor receptor signaling pathway; negative regulation of Ras protein signal transduction; negative regulation of MAP kinase activity. The transcript has 2 exons. Lineage: Eukaryota; Metazoa; Chordata; Actinopteri; Cypriniformes; Catostomidae.